Naegleria fowleri is the source of this 993-nucleotide messenger RNA. RefSeq lists its product as uncharacterized. NCBI's taxonomy places the organism in Eukaryota, Heterolobosea, Eutetramitea, Acrasida, Naegleriidae. The record is from RefSeq and is a predicted model, not a curated record. Gene Ontology annotation, cellular component: cytosol. The coding region runs from base 1 to 993 and encodes 330 amino acids. Gene Ontology annotation, molecular function: protein-folding chaperone binding. The transcript has a single exon.
AUGGGAAAAGACUAUUAUUCGAUUCUAGGAGUGGCCCGAAAUGCCAACGAGAAGGAAAUUAAAUCUGCCUAUCGUAAGCUCGCACUUAAAUGGCAUCCCGAUCGAAAUCCAGACAACAAGACCAUGGCUGAAGAAAAGUUUAAAGAAAUUGCGGAGGCCUAUGAAGUUUUAAGCGAUAGCAAUAAGAGAGCAAUUUAUGACCAAUACGGAGAAGAGGGAUUGAAAGGAGGUAUUCCAAGUAGUGGAGCCUCAGGAGGUUUUACUACAGGUGGAGCAUCGUUCCACUUUUCAAAUCCUGAAGAUAUAUUCAGACAAUUCUUUGGAGCACGAAGUCCUUUCGAUUCAAUGUUCAAUAUGGGAGGUUUUGAGGAUGGAGACGAUUUCGGAACAUCAUUCUCGUUUGGUCCAAGAUCAUCCUUCUUCCAGUCAACUCAACAACGAGGUCCUCGUAAAGCACCAGACGUGGUCCAAAAGGUUGCUUGUUCACUUGAAGACUUAUACAAAGGAAAAACAAAGAGGAUAAAGAUCACCAAGUCAAUGUUAAAUCCGGAUGGACAAACCACACGAAAGGAGUCUAAGAUUUUAACAUUCCCAAUCAAGAGAGGUUUCAAAAAGGGAACCAAAAUUAGAUUUGAAAACGAAGGAGAUCAAGCUCCUGGUAUUGUCCCAGCAGAUGUCGUGUUUGAAAUUGAUGAAUUACCACAUAGCACCUUCCAAAGAGAUGGAAAUAACUUAAUUUACUCCCCAAGUAUUUCACUAAAAGAAGCGCUUUCUGGAACUGUAAUAGAAGUUAAGACUCUUGACGAUCGAAUGCUAAGGAUACCUAUUAAUGAUAUUGUAGAACCUGGAUACACAAAGAUUGUUUCUGGUGAGGGAAUGCCACUUUCAAAAGAUCCAGAUCAAAAGGGUGACCUAAUUAUUAAGCCCAACAUCAUAUUCCCUAGAUAUCUCAGCAACCAGCAAAAGGAAGCUUUGAAGAAAAUACUGCCAUAA